AUGGCUGGAAACGUACCAUUCGCAUCGCUACCCAGGGCACCUAUUGACCCCAUGUUUAUCCUGAAAGCCCGAGCAGACAGCGAUAAACACCCAGACAAGGUUGAUCUGGGCGUUGGCGUAUACCGUCAGGGGGACGGAGGGUAUUAUGAGUUUCCGGCUAUUAAAAAGGCUAACAGACGACCGCAGGCGAAAGCGAUUCUUGCAAGGAGGAAUAUAGGCCACGACUAUAACCCAACAACGGGAAUCCCAACGUUCGUUCGUCUGGCACGACAGUUCAUGUUCGGAGACUCAAUUGCAUCAAUCCAGACAGUCGCAGGAACAGGGGCCAACCGCAUAGCAGCCGCAUUCUUGGCCGCGCACUACCGCAGCAAGGACAACGACAAAGCAACAGCCUACAUCGGAACCCCAGCCUGGGGAAACUACUUCCCCCUUUUCGCACACGCAGGGCUACCCACAGAGACAUACAGAUACUACAAUGCCGCCACACGCCAGGUUGAUAUAGAUAGCACACUGCAGGCAGCCGAACAAGCUCCGCGUGGAUCCAUCUUCGUCCUGCAAGCGUGCUGCCACAACCCAACAGGCGCAGACAUGACGGAAAACGAAUGGAAGUCCCUGGGUAAGAUAAUCAAGGAGCGGAACCACCUCGCCUUCUUCGACGUUGCGUAUCAUGGCCUAGGCGCGCCAGAGGAUGCUGCGCAAGACACCUGGCCCGUACGACACUUCGCGGCUCGCGGAGUCAACAUGCUCGUGUGCCAGUCCUUUUCAAAGAAUAUGGGCUUGUACUCGGAGCGGGUUGGCGUUCUGCACGUCGUCUGUCGGGAGGAGGGGAUUGCAGAGCGUGUGCAGGAUGUUCUGCGCUCUUUGGUGCGCUGGGAGGUCUCUUCUGCGCCGGGCUAUGGAGCGCGUCUGGCGGAGGUGAUUCUGGAGGAUGAGACGUUAUGCCUGGAGUGGUUAGGUGAACUUGCUAGUGCCGCGGGGCGUUUGGUUAGGAAUCGAGAGAGGCUGUAUGCUGAGUUGACUGGGAGUUUGGGGGCGCCGGGGGGUUGGGAGCAUUUGGUACGUGGGAAAGGACUGUUUUCGUUGUUGGGGAUUGGGGAGGAGCAGGUCGAGAGGUUGAUUAAUGAGUUUCAUAUCUACUUGCCUCCGAAUGGGCGGAUUAAUGUUGCUGGAUUGAAUGAGAGGAAUGUGGGUGUAGUCGCUAGGGCUAUUGAUCAGGUUGUACGGGCUGAUCGUUAA
Aspergillus versicolor CBS 583.65 is the source of this 1236-nucleotide messenger RNA. RefSeq lists its product as uncharacterized. The record is from RefSeq and is a predicted model, not a curated record. Lineage: Eukaryota; Fungi; Ascomycota; Eurotiomycetes; Eurotiales; Aspergillaceae. Gene Ontology annotation, molecular function: L-aspartate:2-oxoglutarate transaminase activity; pyridoxal phosphate binding. The transcript has 4 exons. Bases 1 to 1236 code for a protein of 411 amino acids. Gene Ontology annotation, biological process: biosynthetic process; amino acid metabolic process.